AUGCGUUUCGACAAAGUGCUCACCGACGUGGAUGAGGACGCCGCGCAAGAUCUGGACAAACCCGAUUCAUUCUUUGAGAGGCGACUUUACGCGACAAUUCAAGCAAGUGAUGUGGUCGGACUAAAAAGCGAAGAGUGCAAGAUGGUCUGCGAGAGUAACAACGAUUUCAUGGCGAUCGCUACCGGAAAUGACUUCAACCUCUUCUCGACAAAAGAGCUCAACUUUGUGGCUCAAGGGUGUGCUGAUGCGCCCAUUCACAGCGUCUAUGCUUUUGGAGGAAAAGAGCCGAUCGUGAUCGCAGUGGACAACAAGGAUUUGAAGAUCUUCGUCGUAACGAUAUGUAAUAAUGCGCUGCUCACAGUGGAGCACAAGUUGCCAGUUGAAAGCAACCAAUGCUUCUUCGCUGCAAAAUCAUUCGGUGGCAGUUGUCAUAUGGUACUUGUUUCUGCUGGAGCUGGAUUGCGCCUCAUUGUGCCAAUGUGGGAUUACUUAUUGCAGGCGGACAAGGAGAACUUCCUCGGUGUUGCAAACGAGGCUCGCAAGUCAAUCACAAAGGAACGCUUCGACGCCCCAAAGGAUAUCUGCGGAUUUCGUUUUGCCGAUUGUGGCGACUUGAUGUUCGUGCCAAAUCGAGCCGGAGAGUUUACCCAAAUGUUGUCGAAAUCGUCAAAGAAUAUGGAUCCGCUCUUCGAUUUUGAUUUUAUGCCAAUUUGCUUCAGCGAAUAUGCUGCAGGGAAUUUUACGGCAAUGAUUCAUGAAGGAAACAAUAUGCAAAUUAUAGAUAAUUUCACGCUGAUUGUCGUAGAAGAAUAUGAGUUGAACGUGGAAGGAAAGAUCGAGUCGUUUCACAUCAUCGAUGACAAUCCAUUCAGUCCAACGUUUGAGCAAGUUGCGCUGAUCGUUGAAAGGGAUUUGCGUCGAUAUAUUGAAAUCGCUUCUGUUACGGCUGGAAAAGUGAUCUUCUCGUUACCGAUUCGAGCUGGAACUCGACUGAUGAAUGGUGGAGACGACAGCAAACGAUUGCUUCUACUCGCUGAACCAUUCACCUCACAGUACCCCAGUGAUCCCGAUGCGUGCGUUCGAAUCUCUGAGCUUGUCGAAGUAAAUCCACAAUCAUGUCUCGAUCGAAUGAUUCAACAUGGCCAAUUUGAAGCCGCCAUCCAAUUUGCGAAGAAGCACGAGCUCGAUGAAGAACAAAUCUACAUUGCUCAAAUGGUUUUUCUUGGAGACGGAUUGGACGUUGGCGCGACGAAUGAGGAUAUCGAUCAAUUUCUUGCGAUCGGAAAGAAAAUCAAGGAUCAGGAUAAGGUAGCCGAGCUUUGUCUUGUUGGCGCUUAUCGAGUUGAAAAUCCCUACUGUGUAUUGCAAAUCUUGACAUUCUGCUCGGCAUUCAAACUAACAGAUCAAUACACGAUUGAGUCGUUGACAAAGAUGCUUUACUCACUGACAACGUUUCGACUGGUAUUGGGCGACAACUGUGAUGUCAAAAUAGGACGCGAGCUUUGGCAAAAAUUCAUCAAUGAAGGAGAGCUGUUCAAUGUGUUCUCAAAGUUCUUGAUGCUCGGAUUGAUGGCGGAAGCCCGGAUGAUUUGGGUACGACAUCGCGUUGCUAUUUUACAAGAUUGCCAAUUUUCCGAGAUGUCCAAGGAGUCGACCAUAACAACAAGCUUUCUUCAAGAAAUGUUUUCCCAACUCCGAGAUGGAAUCAAAGUUCGCAAUUCUUGCUGGAGAGACGCAUUGGCGCUAGUCGAAGUGGAGAUCAUUAAGGUGCUGCCAGUUGAACAAAUGAUCGAGGCUAUCGUUUUCCUAUGGCAACUCAUCGAUUGGUUGAUUCCCUUCUUGGAGCUUCACGAUUCAGCCAACUUCCCUGACAAUGCCAUUUAUACAGCGGGAGCAGUGCAUAGGGUCGCGAAUGACAUAGUCAACGAAUCUGUUACACCACUGAUGCUGGCGAACGCGGUUUGCGUCUCACGCAAUCUCGGGCUCGUUGACGGAGAGCAGCUGAGCAUCAUGGACAAGGCGACAAAGCUCGUGAAUCAAUUAGAGAGCAUCAAGGAGUUACGCACGAAGUUCAAUUGCCAUUUCUCGUUCGACGAAUUCCGCACGAUGUCGAUCCAAGAUGUUUGCUACAAAAUUCUCGACGAGUCACUGCGAAGUCCGGCUAAGAUCAGGGAAAAUGUCGCCACGUAUGCCCGGCCCUACAUGAAGAAACACAACCUGCCAAUUGACAAUACUUUGUUCGACUAUGUAAAACGAGGGUCGUGUAAGAUUGCGGCAUCGAAUUCGGCGAGCAUCUUCGGACAAUAUUGCCUAAUCGUCAUUGGUGCCAUUGAAAAUGCGCAGAUCAGACAUCGAGGUCUUCUGGAAAUCGCCCGCGUUUCGCCUGUUCCAUGGAAUCCGGAGUUGCAGAAAGCUGUAAGCAUCGUACUAGCAGACAAACAAGUGAAUGUGAAAAUUCAAAAGGAGCUCAAAUUGGUGUGUAUGCGGGCCGAGAUGGCCCUACUGUUAAAGAAGUACUGCUUGGCAACGGACUUUGAGCGACUGCAGAGCUACUUUGCGACUACGAUCACAUUUGAAAAGAUUCUUCGUUUUAUCUUUGCUGACACCAAUCAUAACUUCAAAACCCAGUCGGAAGAUGCUGAAAAGUUGGUCGACUUAUACAACCAGCUGAAUGAAAAGGCCACCUUCGCGGUGCUUCGCGUUCCCAUUUUGUUAUGUGAAUCAAUGUUGAACAAAAUGUCGUCUCAACUUCCUUCGGUGAUCGAGUACCUCACAAAUGCUGAGACGAAUGGUCAAAAGCAAAUCUUGGAUGCGUUAAUCCCGGCGUUGGCCUCUCAUCUGGAAAACAGGAUAAAUUCAGCAUCCAAAUGUGAACGGGAACUUCGCUUGCAUCAAUGCAUGGUCCUUGAAAGUCUAAUUGUUCGCUUCCGGAGAGGGGAUCCGAUGUAUGAAACGCUCUACAAGAAUGUCAAAUCAUUGAGGUGUUUGCAGGAACAAUACGACAUCUGCGAAAGCCUGCUGCUGAUGAGAUCACCUAUGGAACGCCACACUCAUUUGCGAGCCUUUUUGGAGAGACAACCACUAGAGGACGAUGUUAGUAUUGGAAAGGCUCUUCUUUUUACGGCAACACUUAAUUUCACGGAUGAAGAAGCGCUGUGUUUCAUGUUUGAACACAAUCAAAAUUCUGAUCAACGUGAUGCCGAUUUGGCUGUGUUGCUGAUCCUCAAGUCCAUCUCGAUUGUGCGUUCAUUUUCAUCACGUUUGACAGAGCUUUGCUUGGACGCACUGAAUUUAAUUCUUCUGGCCAUUUUCUAUGGAGCAAAAUCGGAGAAUCAAGAACAAUUUGACAUCGUAUUCGAAUGGGCCUUCACUCUACAGACAAGGAUUCCGGAACUUUGCUUGGCAUGCAAUUCAGCUGACGCUUAUGGCACGUUGAUUCGGAUAAAAGGAUACAUCGAUCUGAUCUGUAUUGUAUUCCAACAAGGCUCUAAUGAAGAUACGAUUAGCGACAAGGCUCAUGCUGUUGAAUCAAAGGAGAAACUCAAGGAUGUGCUGCGAAAUAGAGAUGAAUUUAUGUCGCUUUGGCAUCGACUUGGUUGCUACAGCUAUGCAAAGGACCCCUCAUUGUAUGAGAAGAUACAAACCGCACAACUGAUUUGCAAUGUGGCUCGAAGUGUUAUCGCGUCAAAGGAGCGACUCGACGAAAAUCUUCUCAAUGAAAUGGUCGAAGAUUGGGAGAAUCUCUUCAGUCAUCUUUCGCUGCACAAUCAGAACUUACUCGAGUAUUCGGCUCGAGUCUACGCUUCAUAUUUGCCCUGCUUUGAGAAGAAAACAGUUGAAUUGACGCCAAGUGUGCAGAUGAUUGCCCAAAAAGUGAUCGAUUCGCAUCCGGCCGAUUUGUGGACAGCCACACAAGCAUUACUGACGGUGCCAGCAACGAAUAGACAAAAUUUGGUAAUCAGAGAGUUGAAGAAUUUCACACGAGCCCGACAAAGCCCGCAAGCGUACAUCAACUACUACAGAAUUGCACAAUUCAUGUCAGCGAUCUCGAGUCAAGGCGCCGACCACAAGGGAAAUCUAGUUACUAGCUUCCGGAAAGCGCUUUGGCAGAAGAAGCUUCGCAAGAUGGGACUUCCAUCUACACUUUGUGCCAACGCAUCAACGAAGAGUGAAGGCGUUCUCUCUGCAUUUGCCACUUCUCGUGUGGAUCCGCACAUUGUCGCUGAUUUCCUUGAAGCUUUUGGGUUGUCCGUAUCACUUCUACUGCAAUACGGCGCUCUCUUCGUCUAUCAAGCUAGCUAUGAAAAAGAUGUGAAAGUUGUGGACGAGCUUCUCGCAAAAGCCAGCUUCGCGAUUGAUUUAUCACGAGUCGAUUUGGAGAAUUCGUUUGCGGUGCUACUCGAUAUCUUUUACGUGCUUUCCCCGUACAACUAUCGAGUGCUUUCGGCGACAUUGGCAAAAUUGGAGGAACUCGCGUGCAACAAUGAAAUUCAUCUUAAGUUAAUUCAACCGUUGAAGACCGUCCUCAUCUUUUUACAAGAGCUAUCGAGAAAGCAAGAAAUUACAAAAUCCGAAUACAUCUGGUAUAAAGAACGCGAGCGAUACAUUGAGACGACGUUGAAAGAGAAGAACCUCACAAUCCAGCAACUCUCAAGCGUUAUUCACUCAAGAUAUCUAAAUGGACCAAACAUCGAUGAGAUUGGACCGGUGAUUGACGAGCUUUUGACAGAGUUGGACGAAGAAAUGCUUCAAAAGUUGCCAUCACAAGCUAAACAACACCUGCCGAUGCACCUAUUUUUGUAUGAGAACAGCGAUGAUAUCAAGAAGUACCUAAAGCCGACCAUUGAAUUGGAGAUCAAUAUCUACUCAUUGACGAACUGGCAAGAACUCGCAUCGGGUGUCAGUUACUUUUUACGGUCGAUUUCACGGAUGGAACUUCUGAAGAUUGCCGUGUGCAAAAGCGCCAGACAAGCAGUGAUGGAAGAUCAACUGUCUGAAGGGGACUCCGAGAAAAUUUGGGCGUGCACAGUGAGCAAUACGAAUCGAGCCGAUGUGAUCACAGUUCUCUCGACCUGCGUCGCGAGCAUGAAAACGACCGAACUUCAACUAAGUUUUCUGAAGUUAGCGCAGAAGGUUGGGCAAGAGUGGAUUGAGAAAAAGGCGACUUAUAAUGUUCGGGACCAAGAGGAGGCCGAGUUGAGGAGCAAAGUGACGUCGAUUCAGAUGAAAAUUAUCCAACUCGAGACGGGGCGACUGCUUGGCGCUGCGCAGAUUUCUCGCUCGGACCUCAUGUUCGAUUAUGACCCGGAGAAGCUAAUCGAACACAUUUACUUGGAAGGAGUCAAUUGGAAUGAUAGUAGCGAUAUUGAUAAGAAGUAUAAGACCGUUCAAGAGCUGGCUCAUAUCAACGGCACGGAUCUGUUGACGAUUGAAAAAAGAUUGGUGGAUCGAUGGCUUCAAGAAGAGAAAUCCGAGGCUUUCGUCGAUAUGAAUGAUACAAUGGGAAUGAACGAAUCACUUCCCAUGGCCGGCAUUGCAAAAUCCGACUCGAAAAUUGCUCGUCUGCCCGUCUUUGAUGUGAUCACCACUCGAAUCGCACAUGUCAUUCGCCGAGGAGACCUUAAAGCCUACGCGGUGCAACUUCGUCAGAUGAUCGCCAAAUUGGACUUCUCACUCGGCUCUUGCCAACGUCGACUUCUUGCUCUCUGCGUGAUGGCCGUGACUUUUAACAACAAAGAACUCAAACAGUACUUCGACUUUGACACCGAGGAUCACAUUUGCGCACAAAUCGAGUGGACUUCAUACAUGAGAAUGUUCGCGUUGGCUUCUUACGAUAUGGAUCUGAAAAAGCUGCAAGACGUGAAUCGACCACAAUUGGUUCGCUCGUUGAUUGACAAUGCGCGGACAUCACAAGAGUUGGCCGAGCUGAUCAUGUGCCUCAUCUUUGACGAGAAUAUCGAUGAGAAGGAAUUUGUCGAAAAGGUAUCGGAUCGCUUGCUGCACUAUAAGAGCAAAGACUUUCUCAACUUGUUGCUGCGACACUGUGGAUCGAACAAUGCCCUACAGACAGUGAAGAAUUUGGCGCUGCUUUGGACUCGGGUUUUCGAGUGGCACGUGCAAGAAAUCGGAGAUGCCAAUCAAUCUCAACUCGCGGCCAGGGAACUGCAGAAAUGGGUCUACACCCUAUUCGCUUGUCCCAUCUCUAGAGUGCGCUCAAUUGAAACAGUCCGCAACACGCUCAUCAACCGUCGCUUGCCCAAUGCUAGUUUGUUGAUCCCAAUCUUGGCAUCUACUGAAAAGAAGUUCGAUAUGAGCACGGCAACCUCGGAGACGCCAACGCACGACUUGAAUUUCAAGUGGAUCAACGAGGAAAUGAGGACGCGCCCAAAUGAAAAUUAUAUGGAAAUG
Messenger RNA from Mesorhabditis belari, 6408 nucleotides. Lineage: Eukaryota; Metazoa; Nematoda; Chromadorea; Rhabditida; Rhabditidae. The record is from the annotation of a GenBank genome assembly.